This is a messenger RNA of Ruditapes philippinarum (Manila clam), 4622 nucleotides long. RefSeq lists its product as uncharacterized. The transcript has 9 exons. NCBI's taxonomy places the organism in Eukaryota, Metazoa, Mollusca, Bivalvia, Venerida, Veneridae. The coding region runs from base 398 to 1576 and encodes 392 amino acids. The record is from RefSeq and is a predicted model, not a curated record.
CCGUUUACUUUAAACUAGCGCUAUUGUACUCUACCUAACCUCCAACCAUAUUGAUGUUACUACGUUACUGUAAUUUAAUGAAUGAAACUGUCGAAUUGUUUACGCUGCAAGGAUUGGGAUGCGUAUAUAUAAAACAGGUUGUUUUUACGUAGGAAAUCUCAGUGUUUUGCUAUAGUCGAUUCAAGUGAUACAAGUUAUAUGUUACAUUGAUGGAAUUUUAAGGAUUUUUAGACAAUAUUGAAGACAGUCAUUAAACUAUACGGAAGCUUGGAAAAUCAGAGAUAAGAAGAUAAGCGCAGACGAUAGCCAGGAUUAUUCUAGGAUAACGACAACAUCUGUCUCAGCUAUCUGCACGGUGUCUGUGGUUUAUUUCAAAAAGAAACCAUCGUGUCUGAUAAUGGAAGUUCUGAUAUAUCUAAUUAUAUUGUUUUCGUGUUGCGUAUGUGAUCGUUUGGAGUUACCUGCAUACGAAUAUCUUAGACGAUUUAGUGAACCAUUGCAUCUUGGCCAGUGUGCUCAUCGAAUCGUCCAGUAUCCAGAAGGCCCAUAUCCAGAAGAUUGCUCAUUUCCGAGUAGAAAAGGGAAGGAAGAGUUCAGAUAUAAGAAGGUUCAUUCACAACAGUUAAAACCUGUCCAUGAUGUCCAGCAAAUGAUGCAAUAUUUAAGAAUGUGUGACGUCAAGUCCGCCCAAUAUUUCGGUUUGCUUGCCAAAGGUGAUUGCGUGGCGACUGACAUAGCGGAACAGUUGUCAUUCAAACGGAAGACAGCAACAUGGAUAUACAAGGAGCAUCUUCGACCAAUGAUUUAUAGUUUGAAAGCUAACCCUGAUUUAAGCAUUCCUGACGAGUUUACUUUGUACCUUAACAACACGUACUACACGGAAAAUAUCAGUAUUGGGACAGAUGAGGUUAUCAUUGUACAGUUAUUGUUUAGAGGUAUUGACCAGGCGAAGAAAGCGUACUCUGGUCAGAAUAUAACAAACGUGAUGUCAGAGAAACUUCUUGAUAUAGCACAAACAGUUGGGUCACCAAGGAAACUAAAGGUCAUUCGACUGUCAACAUCCGGAGAGAUUUUUGAGUCCACUAAUUUCAAGAGCCAAUUCGCAAUCUUCGAGGCCAUCCAGCACGUUAAACAAGUCGAGAAACAGAUUUCUAGAAUACGACAUGAGCUACAAAAUGGAAUGAGGAGUCCUCAUCUUAAAUAUAUCUUCAAAGAUUACGAAAUUGGUCCAAUUGCUCUUCCAGUGAGUACAGUGACAAAAGAAGAAAGACAGAGAUUGUGGCAGGAAGUGGCGUUGUUACAAAUAGAGGUCAAGCGAACCUACUCUACAAACAGAAGAUACCGUAAAUUUUGUCUUACAAAAGUCAGCCAUCAAAAGUACUGUGUUCUAAUGAAACAAACACUGAAAGAACUCAAGCGUGCCAUCACCAUGAUUCAUACACAACGUCGUGAUUGGUCAAAAAUAAACUAUGAUCAACAAAAACAAUUUCUUAGCAAAGCCAAGCUAAAAGUGAAAGUUUUAAGGACAAGAACAAACAUGCUUGCCAAAAUAAUAAAAAAGCUGCUGAAAAACUGAAAGAUUGACGAAUAAAAACGUACGCAAUAGCUAUGAUAACUACUGCAUUUCACUUACGUGUUACGUCAUUUGCGCAUUACGUCACGUACGUAUUGCGUCACUAACGUGUUCAAAAUUAAUGAUGACGCAUGUCUGUCUUCAUUCACUAGAAUACAUUGUAAAUGGUUUCUGAAGCUAAGAUUGGAUUUGUACGGCUUGUUACUACAUUUAUUAACUAGCAGAGAACCAGUGACAACAUUCGGAGUUCCUUUCACUUCCGUUACUGAAGUGACAUGCGCAGUUGACGUUUACCUCACAAUGAUAACUGAUGACGUUUAAAACGCGCUUUAAAGUUAUUAAAUUGCUGUAAACGCAGCCAUAAACAAUGGCAAUUUGAGCUGCGUUUCAGUUAAUGGCAAUACAUGCAAAAAUAAAUGUUUGAACGUUAACAAUGGCGCUCUCAUUUAACUUAUAUCGACCAGUGUCUACCUUAAACUGACAAUAAACGGGUGAUAUGCAUUUCGCCUGUUGCAAGUGUUAGAUCGGAAAAUAGUUUCUACAGUGUGUAGAUUUAUACGUAGAUUGUGAUAAACAUCUUACUAGUUAGUGUUUUGAUGUCGAUAUACAAAUAAUUUUUUGGAAUUAUUUUUUAAUGGCGAUAACAUUGUUUUGAUGGCAAUGUACUGUUGACCUUCAAAUGAACAGUUUACAUUGUUUUGAUAACAAUGUAUUGUUUACCUUCAAUUGAACAGUUUACAUUGUUUUGAUGCCCUUGUACCUUUUAACCUUUAAAGUAAUGAACAGUUGUUUUGAUGGCUGUUUACUUUUUAAUGAUAAGUUUACAUUGUUUUGAUGGCAAUCUGCAGACUUCAUCAUUUUAUAGUUUAAAGAUUGUUUGAUGGCAAUCAAUGGUGUACCUUUAAUGAUUUGAAUGUGAUUUUUUUUAAAUAACUUUAUUUACUUUUUACCGUUAGAGGAAACUACUCCAUAAUGGAAGGUAUGCAAUACCAUAAAAAAUAUGUUGACAGUAUUUAGUAUUGUAAGAAUGUCCAAAUGAUACAUUUCUAUCGUCUUUAUCAAUAUUUGAAAUAUUGGUUGAAAUUAUAAAUACAUGUGCUACCUCUAACAAAACACAGAUCGUCAAACCAUUUGUUUUCUUCAUUCUAUCUGCAAGUUUAUGUUCUUUAAAACUCACAACAACAACAACAACAACAACAACAACAACAGCAGCAGCAGCAGCAACAAUACAAAAGAAAGAGAGAAAAAGAGUUUUGUCACCAUGAUGUGUGACGCAUUCGUGAUAAUCCUUAUUAGUUUAAAUUUCAUGACAUCACUGGGGAAUUUGGGGUUUUUGCACAAAAGUUCAGUUUGCUAUAGUAACAUUUGAUGAUAAUGGUAGAAAAUUUGGCGGUGACGGUAUACCAUUUGGUAUGCCAUUUUGUACAUGUAAUAUUGGUUCAACUUGCGGGCUUUUUGUGAUAAUGGUAUAACUUUUUUUAUAGAUAACGGUAUAACAUUUUAUGUUUAUCAGAAAGAAAAUCAUAAACAUUUAUUUACCUUUUAUCAGAUUGUUAAAUUUGUCAUGUUUUUGCACAACGUUUUAGCUAGAAAUUUACACACAGAUUUAAUAGAUAUACUCCAGCAUAGAUUGUAGAAAUGUUUGGAAAUUAGGGAAUAGAUAAAUUAUCUAAAAUAAUAAUAUUAUAUAAAAAGGCAUGUAUAAUGUUAAAGGAAAGUACAAAAAUUAAAGAAAACUACUAUGAAUUUUUACAAAAGCUGCAACAUUUUAGUGUUUCUCAUGCUAACUUGACAAACUCCCUUGUACAUCUUCUGUUAAAUCAGAAAUUUUGCGCUUGUUUGUUUGUUUCAUUUUACGCCUUUUUCCAACAGUAUUUCAGUCAUAUAGGCGAGUAGUUUCCUAACCAUCGUUCCUGGAGAGUUACACCAGUAUAGACUACCUUCCUCCGCGCUAAACUACCAAAGCAUCUCCCGGGGAUCAAACCCCUCGACCACGGAGGCGGUUUUUUGCGCUUGUGAUAAAUAACAGUAAUAAAUAAUUAGAAAGUACAAAUUGCAUAUGUCUUUUUACAUUAUUUUACUACAGUGGGAUUUAGAAAAUAUCAAAUAUUGUGUGAAAUAUUUAUUUUAAUGGUUAUGGAAUGGAAUGGAAUGAAAAAGAAAACUUUCUGCAAGAAGAAAUAUUUCAUAUAAACAAUGACACGGAACAUUGUAUGCGUGUUUUUUUCUACUUUCAUAAGUUAUUAUUUUUCGUAUUUAUUCACAAACACAUUACAUACUCAUAGAUAGAAGGGAAACAUGCACUCGUAUUUAUAUGUGAUGAAAGCCAGUUCUGGCAUACAUAAAAAAACAUGAUUAUUAUGAAAUUAGUUCUGGCAUAUCGGAAUAUCAAAAUAUAUGUAUGAAAUUACAUACCAGUAUGAAAACUGGUACAUACAUUAAAACACACUAUGUAGCAACAAGUACUGCAAUAUUUCGGAUCACAUGGUAUAAAAAAACAGUACUGGUUUGAGAACUAGUUCAAGAAUAUUUUAAAAUACAUAAUGUUCCGGCAUUAUGACAUAUAUCAAAAUACAUUGAUGAAAACCAGUACUGAAAGACAUUAAUAUAUUUGGUGUAGAAAUUAGUGCUGGCAUUUUUUUGAAAUGUGUCACUAAUCAACAUUUCAUAAUAUAAUUUUUAUGAUAACGAUGUGUCACUUAUUAACAUGAUCCACAUUUCGUAAUGAACUAUUUUAGUUAUAGAUAUUUGUUUACUAUAAUAGUUUAUAUAAACAAUCAAAAAUGUAGAAAAAAUACGCACAAAAAAGAUGCUGAUGUGAUAGUUCGGGUUAAGGUCAUUUUGUUAAAAAAAUCAGACGCAGGCGUCCAAUUAUUUAAUUUUCAAUAUUUGAUAGUCAUGGUCUAAGCCUGUGUAGUAUAUUUUUAUUAUUGUACAUAUGCAUGUUAAUACUUUAUAGAAGCUAAACUAAUUACACGUAAUUGUUUAGUUAUACUAAACUGUAAAAAAGUGUAUAAUGUAAAAAAUAAAAUACAUUAGUUUUUUGUAA